Eimeria necatrix is the source of this 1857-nucleotide messenger RNA. RefSeq lists its product as hypothetical. Lineage: Eukaryota; Apicomplexa; Conoidasida; Eucoccidiorida; Eimeriidae. The record is from RefSeq and is a predicted model, not a curated record. The coding region runs from base 1 to 1857 and encodes 618 amino acids. The transcript has 8 exons.
AUGGCUGAUUUGCCCGUUUUUUCAGUCGAUUCGCAUUGUGUGGCGAAGCCUCGGCGGAGAGGCGAGAGGGAGCGAAGUAGAAACUGGCCGGAGUGCAGCAAGCUGCCGUGGGUGUGGAUCGAAGCCGCAGAGUGUGCCAUCGUGGGAAGGCCGCGGACUGCCGCCGCAGCAGCGUUGGCUGCAGUUUCCGGCAUUGCCCGCUGCCGAAUUCGCCCACAGCUCCCAUUUAAAGCACAAGACCCCCGCUGCUGCCCUUCGCGGCUCCAGCGGAACUCAACUAAGAGCUCGGGCUGCGGAGCCGGGCCUGCGGCGGCCUUUCCCCGCAGCAGAUUCCCUCCCAAGAGAGCUGCUGCUGCAGCAGCUGCAGCAGCUGCAGCAGCUGCAGCAGCUGGGCCGAGGAGCCCUGCUGCAGCAGCUGAGCCGAGCUCCUGCGCUGCAGCAGCAGGGCCCGGCACAGCGCUCCAGCAGCAGGUCUCAGCCGCGCGCCGCAGCAGCAGGCGUGGGGGGAUCGCCGCCGCAGCAGCCGCAGCAGCAGCAGCAGCAGCAGCAGCAGCAGCAAUGCCGAUUCACCGGCUGAGCAGCGGGUACAGCGGGUACCUGUCGGGGGCCUCCGAGGCCAGCGACCAGCCCCGCAGCAACACUUUCUACGGCCGCCUCGGCUCCACCGUGCGCGACCGCAGCCACGAAGUGACUCCCAGCCGCCGCGUUUCUUUUUCGCAACUUUCUGCCCUCCGGAAGAUCUGCGUGCGACUCACUUACGAUGAAGACGCCUACCCCGGAGGAAUCGACAUUGACAUGUUUGCCCUUUUGUUUGAUAACGCCUGCGCCUUCGUGGACUGCAUAUUCUACAAACACCCCGAAGACGCCAGCGGCAGUUUUUGUCUUAACCAAAAAACGCAUUCGCUCGCAGUGGAUCUCGAGGCUGUCCCCGACUCCUGCCACACAAUAGUGUUGGCUGCUGCGGUCUACACCACUGGCCUGUCCAUUGCGGGUCCGCUGCUGCUGCUGCUGCUGCUGCUGGUGCUGCUGCUGCUGCUGCUGGUGCUGCUGCUGCUGCUGGACGGUUGCUGCUUGGCGGCUGCUGCUUGGCGGUUGCUGCUUGGUUUGUUGCUGCUGGACCAGUUGCUGCUGGGUCAGUUGCUGCUGGAGCAGUUGCUGCUGGAGCAGUUGCUGCUGCGUGAGCUGCUGCGGCAGCUGCUGCAGCAGUUGCUGCAGCAGCUGCUGCAGCUGCUGCAGCAACUGGAGGGUCCCGCUGCAGCGGCGGGGAGGCUGCAGCAGGUUGUGAGCUGCGGCGGCGAAUUUGCUGCAGAGCUGGAGGGGGGGCUGAUUGAGAUCUGCGAAGGCUUUAUGGGCCCCGUUUUGUUUUCCAUUCCUCUUCAAUCUCUCGAAGUUAAUCUCGAAGAAGCGGCGGACUCUGCGGGAGUUUUGUUUUUCAGUCUUUCGGAGUUCGGGGGGAAGUGGCGCUGCCGCCGCCUCGAGCGGCUCAGCAAGCCCGAGCUGCCUUCGCUGAUGAAGGAGGAGGCCCAGCAGAUCGAAGAGGACUUCGCUUUGGGAAACCUCAAGAACCUCCGAACUCUCGACUACGUGGCCCGAGCUGCCGAAAGCUCGCCCAGCAUGCGCUCCACCUCCAGCGGCAGCCGCGAAGCCCAAAAAAUGAACUUUUCGAUAAAUUCGGAAAAACUUGAAAAGCUGCAAAGUCGCCUCUCGGCCUUGCGAGGCGGCUCCAGCUCCAGCGGAGAAGGCACAAACACUGAGGCCCGUCUGUCGGCCUUAGAAGAUGAGCAAAAGCGGCUUUCGCGGCAGCUCAACAAAAUAGAAGACAAAUUGGAUUUGCUGCUGGAGGGGCUGCAGGGCUAG